Messenger RNA from Lotus japonicus, 2630 nucleotides. RefSeq names its product subtilisin-like protease SBT4.14. Gene Ontology annotation, molecular function: serine-type endopeptidase activity. The transcript is spliced from 11 exons. The coding region runs from base 205 to 2475 and encodes 756 amino acids. NCBI's taxonomy places the organism in Eukaryota, Viridiplantae, Streptophyta, Magnoliopsida, Fabales, Fabaceae. The record is from RefSeq and is a predicted model, not a curated record. Gene Ontology annotation, biological process: proteolysis.
GUUUCACCUGAAGAAGCAAUCCUAGGCUCUCUAUGUGACACUGACUUCUGCCAAAGGAGAACUCAGAAAUUCUUAAUCUUCCUUACAAGUUUCCCUUACCAAAACCUUAAUUACUUGUAUGUUAGAAGCAAACAAGUUGUAGCAGGCUUUGUUUUGCCAAAUUUUGAAUAGUAUAUAAGCUUAUUCUUAGAGUCUGCUUUUUCCAUGUUAGUGUCUCAAAAGCUCAGAAUGUCACUGCUAACUAUGUUUCAACAGAGACUUAACAAAUCCUUUUCUCUUCUUUGGCUUCAUUUGUUUCUAAUCUUGCUGACAAGUGCUUCAGUUAAUGGAGUAGAGAAAAAGAAAUUUUACAUUGCAUUCUUGGGAGCUAAUCCUGUGAGCACAGACAAUGCAAUUGAGACUCAUUUGAAUGUUCUAUCUGCUGUGAAGGGAAGCCACCUUGAAGCCAAAGAAUCUAUUGUAUAUAGCUACACAAAGAGCUUCAAUGCAUUUGCUGCAAAACUGUCUGAGAAAGAAGCCAAGAAAUUAUCUUCCAUGGAUGAAGUACUCUUGGUAUUUCAAAAUCAGUACCGAAAGCUACACACAACAAGAUCAUGGAACUUCGUUGGGUUACCUCAGACUGCUAAGAGAAGAUUGAAGAAAGAGAGUAAUGUAGUUGUUGCUCUUUUAGAUACAGGGAUCACACCUGAGUCUAAAAGCUUCAAGGAUGAUGGAUUUGGUCCUCCACCAGCAAAAUGGAAAGGAACUUGUGGCCACUAUGCAAAUUUCUCAGGAUGCAAUAACAAGAUCAUUGGAGCCAAAUACUUCAAGGCUGAUGGAGACAUUUUUGAACCAGAUAUAUUAUCUCCAAUUGAUGUUGAUGGCCAUGGCACUCACACAGCAUCAACGGCUGCAGGGACUCUGGUCCCCAAUGCAAGUCUCUUUGGGCUGGCCAAUGGCACGGCACGCGGCGCUGUGCCAUCAGCUAGGUUGGCAAUGUACAAGGUCUGCUGGUCACUCACUGGAUGUGCAGACAUGGACAUACUUGCUGCAUUUGAAGCUGCUAUCCAUGAUGGUGUGGAUGUCAUAUCCAUUUCCAUAGGUGGAGGCAAUGCAGAUUAUGAUCAUGACUCUAUUGCAAUUGGUGCAUUUCAUGCCAUGAAGAAAGGUAUAAUCACAGUUGCCUCAGCUGGAAAUGAUGGUCCAAGUAUGGGAACUGUAACAAAUACUGCACCAUGGAUUGUAACAGUAGCAGCUAGUGGCAUUGACAGAACUUUCAGGAGCACUGCGCAGUUAGGCAGUGGAAAGAAUGUUUCUGGGAUAGGAGUGAACUGUUUCAAUCCAAAACGAAAAGAGUACUCUCUUAUCAAUGGGAUUGAUGCAGCCAAGGACUCAAAGAGUAAGGAUGAUGCAGGUUUCUGCUAUGAAGACUCCUUAGAGCCAAAUAAGGUGAAGGGAAAGCUUGUUUACUGCAAAUUAGGAAAUUGGGGCACUGAAGGUGUUGUGAAAAAAUUUGGGGGAAUUGGUAGUAUAAUGGAAAGUGACCAAUAUCCUGAUCUUGCUCAAAUUUUCAUGGCUCCUGCUACCAUUCUGAAUCAUACCAUAGGUGAAAGUGUUACCAAUUAUAUAAAAUCCACAAGAUCGCCCUCAGCAGUGAUAUACAAGACACAUGAGGAAAAAUGUCCUGCUCCAUUUGUUGCUACAUUCUCAUCUAGAGGUCCAAAUCCAGGAUCUCAUAAUGUUCUCAAGCCUGACAUUGCAGCUCCUGGCAUUGACAUCUUGGCAUCUUAUACUCUUAGAAAGUCAAUCACUGGUUCUGAAGGGGAUACCCAAUUUUCAGAAUUUUCUCUAUUGUCUGGGACUUCCAUGGCAUGUCCUCAUGUUGCUGGAGUAGCAGCAUAUGUGAAAUCAUUUCAUCCAAAUUGGACUCCUGCUGCAAUCAGAUCUGCUAUUAUCACCACAGCCAAACCUAUGAGCAGAAGAAUCAACAAUGAUGCUGAAUUUGCCUUUGGUUCUGGUCAAUUGAACCCAACAAGAGCUUUGAACCCUGGUCUGGUCUAUGAUAUGGAUGACUUUGCAUACAUCCAGUUCCUAUGCAAUGAGGGUUAUAAUGGUUCAAGUUUAUCGGCAUUAGUUGGUUCUCCUAUAAAUUGCUCCUCUUUGAUUCCUGGGCUUGGCCAUGAUGCUAUGAACUACCCCAGCAUGCAACUUAGCUUGGAAAGCAACAAAGCCACAAAAAUGGUAGUUUUCAGAAGAACAGUGACUAAUGUGGGUCCUGCUCCAACUAUCUACAAUGCCACAAUUAGAUCACCUAAAGGAGUGGAAAUCACAGUGAAGCCUAGUACCCUCGUUUUUUCAAAAACCAUGAAGAAGAAGAGCUUCAAAGUAGUUGUGAAUGUCAAAUCUAUUGCAAGUAUGAAAAUGCUAUCAGGUUUACUUAUAUGGAGGAACCCACGUUACAUUGUCAGGAGCCCUAUAGUUAUCUACAGACAAUAAGGUUACAGUUUGUAGUAACCGAACCCAUGCUUUCAGAAUUUGGACUUGUAGCACUUGUUUUGCACAACGUUGACAUUUUCAUUAUCCAAUGAUUACAGAACUCUCUCUGUAUCCAGUGCCAAAAUCAAAUAAAAUUGCUGAUCUAAUUUUAUGGA